AUGUCACAAGCCACGAAAACCAGCUGGAUCAAACCUGCUGCUACUGUUUCAACAAGAAAGCCAGUGUUGAAGCUUUACAAUACACUUACACACUCCAAAGUUGAGUUCGUCCCUCAAAGAGAUGACCAGGUUACAUGGUAUUCAUGCGGUCCUACAGUUUACAAUGUGAGUCACAUGGGACAUGCUCGUAACUAUGUCACUAUCGAUAUCAACCGAAGAAUUCUACAGGACUAUUUCCAUUAUAAUGUGAAAUUUGUUCAGAAUGUCACCGACAUUGAUGAUAAGAUCAUUGUUAAAGCUCGUCAAGAGUAUCUUUUCGCUCAGUUUACAAAGGACUUACAAGGUCAGGUGACUGAAUCGUUGAUCCGCAAGGCCAAACAGGGACUUCUACAGUAUGUGGCCGAGAAUUUACCGGAUUUCAAAGGUGAUGUUCUUGCUGAGUUUAAAGCCUGGACACAGACUUUGAACUUGGACGAGUUGAAGAUCAGUAAGCCAAAGGUUCCAAUGCACGUAAAGGCCUGUAAUGCUGCUGUAGAUGCAAUCAAUGGAAAUGCUGAUUACUCGUUAUUUAUUGCCAAUACGAAGGAUGUUAUCAUGCCUGUUUUAGAUGUUGAAUUGGGGUCUACAGUGACGAAUCCAGCUAUUUUCAGAAACUGCGCAGCGUACUGGGAACGCAUGUUUGAUAGUGACAUGCACAAAUUAAACGUUUUACCACCUACAGUGAUCACUCGAGUUUCUGAAUACAUUCCGGAUAUCGUGGCGUUUGUCUUUAAGAUUGUAGACAAUGGCUUUGGCUACGUGACCAAGGAUGGAUCUGUUUAUUUCAACACUGUGAAGUUUGAUAACGAUUCUGAGCAUUCAUAUGCUCGUAAUCAACCUUGGUCCAAGCACGAUAUGGCUCUUAUUGAAGACGGAGAAGGUUCUUUGUCUCUAGAUCAUCCGGAGUCAAAGAUUAAUCCUUCAGAUUUUGCUUUAUGGAAGGCCUCUAAACAGGGUGAACCUUCGUGGAAGUCUCCUUGGGGACAAGGGAGACCUGGAUGGCAUAUUGAAUGCUCAGUUAUGGCUUCUGACGUCUUUGGAGAGCAUUUAGAUAUUCAUUCUGGUGGUAUCGACUUGGCAUUUCCUCAUCACGACAACGAAUGUGCCCAAUCGGAGGCUCAUUUCGGUUGUAAGCAAUGGGUAAGCUACUUCUUACAUACAGGGCAUCUUCAUAUUCAAGGUCAGAAGAUGUCAAAGUCGUUGAAAAACUUUAUUACAAUCGAACAGGCAUUAAACAAGUAUUCAUCACGUGAACUACGGCUGUGCUUUGCAUUGGUUCAAUGGAACAAUCCAUUGGACUUCAAGGACAGUCUUUUGGCAGAGGCCCGUGGUGUAGAGUCUAGUUUGACGAAAUUCUUCCAGAAAGUGAGAGCUUUGAACGCGGAUAACGAGUCUAAGUUACAAAGUGGCGAACUUAUUUCCAAGAGAUAUGGAUCUUUAGAGAAACAGGUAAUGAAGGAGAUUGAUGAAUGCCGUAAUAAGGUAGAAGAAGCGUUGUGUGAUAACUUAGCUACACCAUUAGCCAUCAGAGCAUUGACGGAUCUGGUUACUCAAUGCAACAAUUACAUAAAGGAAGUGGGAACAGAAAUGAGAGUGGAUUUACUUGUUCACGUGGUUAAGUAUCUCACUAAAAUGUUAGGAAUAUUUGGUUUUGAAGUGAGAGAAGAUGAAAUGGGAUGGAAAGAAGGCAGUGAAGACUUUUCUAAUGAAAGAGGUGUUGAAAGUAUUGCUAUGCCUUACGUUAAAGUGUUGGCACAGUUCCGAGAUUUGGUUCGUCAAACAGCAAUUGAUAAAGGAGACUACAAGAUUUUAAUUGCAGCAUGUGACAAAGUCCGAGAUCGGGAUUUGUUGAAGUUGAAUGUGGCAAUAGAUGAUCGAUCGGGCAAAGAAAGUUCGUUGGUUAAGUUCGUUAGUGAUAAAGAGAAGACGGAAAUGUUUGAGCAGCAGGAGGAGAAGGCUAAACAGGCUGAAGAAGCCCAGAAGAGGAAAUUACAGCAAAAGAAAGCUAAUGAAGUAAAGGAAAGGGCUAGAUUAGAAAAGGCUGGAAUAGACCCUAAAGAGAUGUACAAAGACGAAAUAGGUUGCGGCAAAUAUAGCGACUGGGAUGGUGACGGAAUUCCCACAAAAGAUAAGGAAGGGGAAGAGUUGAGUAAAAGUGCCAGGAAGAAGUUGAUCAAGAAAUGGAAGCAGCAGGCUAAGUUAUAUGGAAGUUUAUGA
This is a messenger RNA of Brettanomyces nanus, 2256 nucleotides long. RefSeq lists its product as uncharacterized. Gene Ontology annotation, cellular component: cytoplasm. The coding region runs from base 1 to 2256 and encodes 751 amino acids. Gene Ontology annotation, molecular function: cysteine-tRNA ligase activity; ATP binding. The transcript has a single exon. The record is from RefSeq and is a predicted model, not a curated record. NCBI's taxonomy places the organism in Eukaryota, Fungi, Ascomycota, Pichiomycetes, Pichiales, Pichiaceae. Gene Ontology annotation, biological process: cysteinyl-tRNA aminoacylation.